Messenger RNA from Fimicolochytrium jonesii, 1625 nucleotides. RefSeq lists its product as uncharacterized. The record is from RefSeq and is a predicted model, not a curated record. Gene Ontology annotation, molecular function: protein binding. Gene Ontology annotation, biological process: establishment of meiotic spindle localization; spindle organization; mitotic cell cycle. The coding region runs from base 256 to 1338 and encodes 360 amino acids. The transcript is spliced from 7 exons. Lineage: Eukaryota; Fungi; Chytridiomycota; Chytridiomycetes; Spizellomycetales; Powellomycetaceae. Gene Ontology annotation, cellular component: spindle pole.
UUCCGUUGCCGGAUCAAAGAGGGGAGAAAAACUAGACUACAUGGCUGUGAUGUCAAUAUCACAUCCAAACCCCAAGGUAAAUUGACCGAUUCCCCAAAGAUGAACUCAGACUGCCAAUCCUCCGCACGUUCGUUCCAUACGCAUUGCGAUGGUUUGAGCUCCUCAUUUCCGACAUGCGCUUCCGACUACCUGCAUCUCAUUUAACAUGCAUGAUACAGCGAUUCUCCAGCGACUUACUACUUUGAUGCCCGCAGGAUGGCACUGUCGUUCAGUAAAAUAUGGGCCAGACAAGGCGUUGAUAUAGUCGAUCUAUUCUUCGAAAAGGCCACGGAUGCGGAAAUGAAUCGUGAUCGUGAACAUCAUGCGGCCAUAUCAAUACAGCGGUGUUGGAGAGGAUUCCUCGUACGGAGGCGUAUACAGACUCUGCACUCGACAGCCACCAUUGUCCAAAGAUACUACCGUGGCUUCCGCGGGAGAGAGGAUCUGAGCCGGCUGAUCUUCAAGCGUAGCAAAGACAGGAGAAUCCGGCAUUAUCAUGACAUGGCCGUUCGCGUCCAGAGAAUAUGGCGGGGCUUCUGGGUUCGCGAAUACGUGUUCGACUAUUACAAGCGAAAGGCGUACCUGGAAAACGUCAAACAGAAGAUUGAGGAGUUCCGGAUACAUCUCGACAACCACGCCGCCCACCAACAUCAACAGCACCUCGACUACAUUCACGAUCUCGCCGUUCAGAAAUCUGCCAAGCUGGCAGCCACUCGUCAUCAUCUGCUCGGCACCAAAGCGGUGCCGGGCGUCUACUCUGGACCCGUGGGGCACCGCCGCACAGUUGAGAUGAGCGUUUCCGAGGCUCUGGCUGCCGACUCUACAGUGCGUGAAGGAACAUGUACGCCGAAGGAGUCAGAGUAUCGACGGAAUCGGAGGAGAGGAAGGAGCGCCUCUCCUGCGAAGGAAGUCAUGAGACGGCAUAAGCUUUUGCCGCCGUUAUAUAUUGCUGAAGAAGAUAUCAGGAGUAGUGGGGCGUUGAAAGAAUGGGUGGACACGCAUGUUGGAGUGAGGAAUUACAAGGGAGAUCCUAUUAAAGCAGUGCAUCGCGGGAAGGAUGGCGAAGACAAGCGAGUGCAGGGGCCGUUCAAGAUCGAAUGGGAACUGGAAAAGAUCGUACAUAAGCCACUACAGCCAACACUGAGAGUGCAAACGGAUUUCUUGGAUACCGUAAACGCCCAACGGCAAGAACGAUGGCUGCAGCAAAAACUGAGAAUUGCGGAUGAAAUUUUCAAGGUGGUGCCCCAAGUGAAGCACGUUCAGCCAAAUUACUCCUUAGAACCAAUGUCGACUGCAUAGACAAGGUGGCACGAGGGAGCGGUAGAAGAAUGUAUUUGGAAAACAAACAUCAUACUGACAGUGGCUUUUCGCUACUCGGAGCCGACAGCGACGGUUGAUUCCUUUGGUUGCAUCUGCUAUUCUACUGAUGUACAUGCGUUUUGCAUAACUAUGGGCUGGGUGUACAUAUACACACGUACGCGGACAUGGGAAAAUAACUACAUGACAUUCGGUACGACCUUUAAGCCACUUAUGAUCAGCGAGAGAAGAGGCGCGAGCCUGUUCAUCUUCUUGGCCCUCAACCCACG